AGGCAGGAACUCCUCGAGAAGGUCAACACAGUUUUUUCUAUUCUUUUAAAAGUUUAUACAGAUCAUGUCUGAUUUUAGUAUAUAGUAUUGCAUCAGGGAUUUUUUUCUCAUCCUGUUUUUUGUGUUUGUUUGUAAUAAUUCGUUUUUUCCUUUUUUUUCUGGUAAAGAUUAAAAAAAAUGGCAAAACUAAAACAACGCUCUGGAAAGCAAAAAGUGCUUAAACAGAAGAAAAAAUUCGGAGAAAGACUAGUCAUAGGUAAAAGUAAAAUGGCAAUGAAGAAACAAUUAAAAAAGAAAGAAGAUCAAUCUCAUGAAAGCGAUUUUGAAAUCACGGUUGAAAAUGCAAACAGUAAGAUUCAAAUUGAGGCUUUCGAUGAAAAAAGUGCAGGCCAUGAACUGAAUACAAGAGAGAUGGUAAAAAAACAAAAUAAAAAGCAACAAAAAUCUGGUGGUUUUCAAGCAAUGGGCUUGUCACACCAAAUUUUCAAAGGUGUUAUUCGUAAGGGCUAUAAAGUACCAACACCCAUUCAACGAAAGACAGUCCCUCUCAUAAUGGAUGGGAAAGAUGUGGUUGCUAUGGCAAGAACAGGUUCUGGCAAAACCGCUGCAUUUCUGGUCCCAAUGUUUGAAAAACUGCAAGCUCAUUCGACGAAGGGUGCUCGAGCAUUGAUUCUAUCUCCCACUCGUGAACUUGCCAUACAAACAAUGAAAUUCACAAAAGAUCUUGGAAAAUACACGGAUCUAAAGUUUACUCUGAUACUUGGCGGUGACAGCAUGGAGAACCAAUUUGCUGCUCUACACGAAAAUCCUGAUGUGCUGGUCGCAACUCCUGGCCGGUUCCUUCAUUUGCUUGUUGAAAUGGAGAUAAAGUGUGUGGAGACGAUAGAAUAUGUCGUGUUUGAUGAAGCAGACAGCUUGUUUGAAAUGGGCUUUUCGGAACAAUUGCAAGAAAUUAUUAAAAGACUUCCAGACUCCAGACAAACAGUUCUGUUUUCUGCAACUCUGCCAAAGGUAUUGAUAGAUUUUGCAUCAGCUGGUUUAACAGACCCAACUCUUAUAAGACUUGAUGUCGACACAAAAAUCAGUGAUAAAUUAAAGAUGAAAUUUUUCCUUCUGCGUCAUGACGACAAAUUAGCAUGUUUACUUCACCUGUUACAAACUUUCAUACCAACUGAAGAACAAACUGUUGUUUUUGUAUCCACCAAACAUCAUGUCGAGUUUCUACAAGAGCUUCUAACUAACGCCGGAUUGGAUUGUUCCUACAUUUACUCAUCUCUUGAUCAAACUGCUCGAAAGAUAAAUUUGGCCAAGUUCCGGAAAAAGCUAGCAAUGAUCUUAAUUGUGACAGAUAUUGCUGCACGUGGUAUUGACAUUCCAAUGCUGGAUAAUGUUGUUAACUUUGAUUUUCCUUCUAAACCCAAGAUAUUCAUACACAGAGUAGGUCGUGUUGCAAGAGCUGGCAGGUCUGGAACAGCAUAUUCUUUUGUUAUGAAAGAUGAGAUGGCGUUUCUUAUGGAUUUGCACUUGUUUCUGGGACGACCUUCAAAAUAUGCUUCGUCAACGACUUUAAAAGAUGAGGACGGAAUCAUUGGCACUGUUCCUCAAUCAGCCAUUACUGACAAAAUCGACUUUGUACGAAAUGUGUCAUUGACAAAUUUUAACCUUAUGUCCCUUCACAAAGUGAUGUUAAACGGGUACAAACAGUAUGUACGUUCGAGAGAAUGCGCAUCAGCUGAGUCUAUAAAACGUAGCAAAGAAAUCGAUAUAACUGCCAUUUCAGAUCAUCCCAUGUUUGCUGACCUGUUUACAGAUACGAAGUUAACGAAAUUAUUAUCAGACUUGCAAAAAUUCAAACCGAAUUUGACCGUGUUCGAAUCAAUGAAUACAAAGAAGUCGAAGGAAACAGAAAGUGUGAUGAGGAUGAAAAGGGAGUACCACUCUUCUGUGAUCAACAGACAAAAGCAAAAAUUAAAAGAUAAAAAAACAGAAGUGAGAGAAGAAAAAGUGUCAACUAUUGCUGAUGACGCGUAUAUAGCUGAUCUGUUUGCCGUCAAUGGGUAUAAAGACGAAAAUUAUAUUCAACGUCAGUCAUCGGAUUUUCAUGGUGAGCAAGGGUUCAAUAUAAAGUCAUUCAAGAACGAAGCCAACGAUUUAGCAGUUGAUUUCACAGCAGACGACUCCUCUGUAAUAAAGAAAAAUGCAGCGUCUAAAAAAUGGGAUCGUAAACGCAAAAGAUUUGUAUCAACUGAAAGAGAGAAAGCAAAAAAGAUAAAAACAGAGAGUGGAAACUAUAUCCCUGCAUCCUACAAAUCAAAAAGAUACGAUGAAUGGAUGAAGAAAAGCAAUUUUAAAAGGUCCGCUAACGAUUAUAGUGACAACGAGGAUGCUAGUCGUGGAGAGAAAGGUAAAACCUUACCUCGUCAGCAGGGCAAGAAGAAAAACAAAAUGAUUAGAUACGCUGGAAAUAAAAAGCAAAUGAAUGGAACGUUGAAGACGAAGGAUCAAAUGGUUAAUAAUCGAAUUUAUACACAAACUAAGGAAUCAUACUUGCGUAAAAAAGAGAAGAAAGGAGGUAGAAGAAAAUGAACAUUUUAAUUUUUUAACUAGUAAAUAAAAAAUCCCAUUUCAA
Messenger RNA from Hydractinia symbiolongicarpus, 2629 nucleotides. RefSeq names its product ATP-dependent RNA helicase DDX54-like. NCBI's taxonomy places the organism in Eukaryota, Metazoa, Cnidaria, Hydrozoa, Anthoathecata, Hydractiniidae. The transcript is spliced from 29 exons. Gene Ontology annotation, cellular component: nucleus. The record is from RefSeq and is a predicted model, not a curated record. Gene Ontology annotation, molecular function: RNA binding; RNA helicase activity; ATP binding. The coding region runs from base 178 to 2586 and encodes 802 amino acids.